GUGGUUAAGGAGAAAGAUUAGAAAUCUUUUGGGCUUUGCCCGCACAGGUUCGAGUCCUGUAGUUGUCGCCAUUUUCUUUUUUUUAUUUUUACUAUUUAUCAUUUUAACUUACCUAUGUUUAUUCAACUUUUAACUAUAAUUAUAUAAUUGUAGACAUUGUACUUUGGUAGUUGACUGAACCUAUUCCUUUGCAACUCAAUUGAUAUUGUAAAUUAGCCAAUUGAACAUAGAGUGGCUGUUAAAGGAAGAGAGGUCCACAGUUUAAAUUAUCUCACUGGCUGCUGCUGAUAAAGAAAUCAGAGCCACUCCCUAUUAACACCGAAUACAAUUUUAAAGGAUCGAAACCAUAUCGAAUUUUAACCACAACUUCAACUCCUUUCUUUUUCCCAAAUCCAUAGUGUUGGUCUGGGUAUAGGGAAAGAUGACUGAUUCCAUUAAAGAUCUCGUCUAUAUAAAGGAAUCAAAUCAAUUGAUUCAAAUUGAAGUGAGUGAUUCGGCGUAUGAUUUGAAAAUCUCCACCAUUACCGAGUCAUCUGUCAUUGAUAAUGAUACUCCACAAAUUGAAGGUGGCAAACAUCAAUUACCAUCAUUUUUAAGUGAAAACAAGGUUUAUAUCAUUGAUUCUGUUAACUCUGGUACGGGUAGAUCUGAUCAAAAGAAUUUAUAUUCCAAAUUGAUUAAACCUUUAUUUGAUUCCAUCUUACAUAUCAAUCAUGCUUAUAUUGCAACUACUUCACCCUCAUCAGUUAUUGAAUUUGCUCAUGAUUUAAAAUCAAAAUCAAAUGAUCCAAUCACAGUAAUCUUCAUCAGUGGUGAUACUUCAGUCAAUGAAUUCAUCAAUGCCUUACCAUCCAUUGAAUCAUCUUCAAAAAUCACGGUGUUCCCAUUCCCAUCAGGUACUGGUAAUAGUUUAUCUCUUUCCAUUGGGCUCACCGAUGAGAUUACAGCCUUACAAAGAUUAAUCACUACCACUACUCAAUCACCCCUUAACUUAUACGAAGUUGAGUUUCCCAAGGGAACCCUGUAUUUAGUCAGAGAUGAAAAAACAGUGGAAAUCACUCAACCAUUGAACUUUUUAGUGGUGUUAUCAUGGGCGUUUCAUGCUUCACUUGUGGCUGAUAGUGAUACACCUGAAUUAAGAAAAUUCGGAUUAGAAAGAUUUAAAAAAGCAGCAUUUGCAAAUCUUGAACAAGAACAGAAAUAUGAUGGUGAAUUCAUCAUUAAUGAUAAAGAAGUAGUGGAAGGGCCAUUUGCGUAUUGGUUAAUCACCGCCUCCAAACGAUUUGAACCUACAUUUGAAAUCCUGCCUAAGGGUGAUAUCAUUGAAGAUAGUUUAUAUUUGGUUUCAUUCAAGACUGAAACUGAUCCAUCCUAUAUCAUGGAUAUCAUGGGUCAAGUUUAUAAUCAAGGUAGUCAUAUCAAUGAUCCAAGAGUUACUUAUAGAAAAUUAGAAAAAAAUGAUAAAUUAGUCCUUAAAGCUUCCAACUUAAUAUCAAAGAGAAAGAAGAGAUUCUGUUUAGAUGGUAGUAUUAUAGAAUUACCUGAUCAAAGUACAAGUGAAUUGUCUUUUAAAGUUAAAGAUAAUACAUAUAAUAAUUGGCAUAUCUAUAUAGUUAACUAAUACAUUAAAUACAUUGCUUUAGAGUUAUCUUCUAUAACCAUUUCUUCCAUUAUUAUUAUUCCCUCUUCCUGGCGGAGGAGGUAAAUAUCCUGAUCUACUUGAUUCAGUGUUAGAAUAUGAUGAGUAACCACCAUUACCAGCAUUAUUAUAUUGCCUGUUUUGACUUGGAUAUCUAUUGUUACUGUAAUUGUUGUUAUUAUUAUUAUUAUUAUU
Molecule: messenger RNA, 1834 nt
Organism: Scheffersomyces coipomensis
Lineage: Eukaryota; Fungi; Ascomycota; Pichiomycetes; Serinales; Debaryomycetaceae
Exons: 1
Coding region: 422-1621 (399 amino acids)
Biological process (GO): phosphorylation; sphingosine biosynthetic process
Cellular component (GO): cytoplasm; intracellular membrane-bounded organelle; membrane
Molecular function (GO): lipid kinase activity
Source: RefSeq, a predicted model, not a curated record